Messenger RNA from Bufo bufo (common toad), 633 nucleotides. Its product is annotated as mid1-interacting protein 1-B-like. The record is from RefSeq and is a predicted model, not a curated record. Gene Ontology annotation, biological process: regulation of lipid biosynthetic process. NCBI's taxonomy places the organism in Eukaryota, Metazoa, Chordata, Amphibia, Anura, Bufonidae. Gene Ontology annotation, cellular component: cytosol.
CCAUGUCUAGGGUGCGGUGUGUUGUAUGUAUCAGGGGAUGCAAUGAAUUAGUAGGACAGAGAUCUUUGGUUUGGGUGGAUCUUCUCUCUUACCCAUCAUCUGUCUUGGUUAGAACUUUUGAAUUACAGAUCAGACUAAAGCGCCAUGGAAGUGUCAGAGUACAGUCCGCACCGCCAUUCCCUCCUAGAUGCCAUCCACCGUUUCAACACUGCCACUACCAUCAUGGAUGAGACAAUCAUGGUUCCAGGUAUGCUACAGGACAUUACCCCAGCCAAAGAAGAACAGGAAGAGCCCAUCAAACCUAAGGAUCUCCUUGGCCAGAACAAUAAUCUCUAUGAUUCCUAUCUCCUUCUGAAGUCUCUGAGAAACGACAUGAAAUGGGGAGUGCAUCAUGAAAAUGGAAAAACGGACGAUCGCUGCCCUGACAAGGAAGCUCCCGAGGAAGAGACUGGUGAUCUAGUGGACCAAUUUCAGCAUCAUUUAAGAGGGCUCUUGUCUGUCCUAACAAAGCUGACCAAAAAAGCCAAUCUGCUAACCAACUGUUACAAGAAGGAGGUUGAGACUGGGAAUUCACAUGCCCGACCAUUUUCUAGCAACCAUUAUUACUGAGAAUUAAACUACAUUUGCUCCAUU